Messenger RNA from Zingiber officinale, 1023 nucleotides. Its product is annotated as biotin carboxylase 2, chloroplastic-like. The coding region runs from base 92 to 736 and encodes 214 amino acids. The transcript has 8 exons. NCBI's taxonomy places the organism in Eukaryota, Viridiplantae, Streptophyta, Magnoliopsida, Zingiberales, Zingiberaceae. Gene Ontology annotation, molecular function: ATP binding; metal ion binding. The record is from RefSeq and is a predicted model, not a curated record.
UUUGUACACUAAAAUGACUUGAUAGAGGAGAAACCAGAAACUUCUGGAGGAAGCUCCUUCACCUGCUUUGACUUCAGAACUACGUAAAGCUAUGGGUGAUGCAGCUGUAGCAGCUGCUGCAUCUAUAGGUUAUAUUGGUGUCGGAACUGUUGAAUUUCUCUUGGACGAAAGAGGUUCUUUCUAUUUCAUGGAGAUGAACACCAGGAUACAGGUAGAACAUCCUGUCACAGAAAUGAUUUCUUCAACUGACUUGAUCGAGGAACAAAUACGCGUGGCUCUUGGAGAAAGGUUGACCCACAAACAGGAAGAUAUUGUUCUUAGAGGGCAUUCAAUUGAGUGCCGCAUUAAUGCAGAAGAUGCUUUCAAAGGAUUUCGUCCUGGACCUGGGAAAAUCACAUCAUACUUGCCAUCUGGAGGACCAUUUGUGAGAAUGGACAGUCAUGUUUACCCAGGUUACAUGGUUCCCCCAAGCUACGACUCCCUACUUGGGAAGCUCAUUGUUUGGGCGCCAACCAGGGAGAGAGCAAUAGAACGAAUGAAAAGAGCCCUGAGUGACACCAUUAUCACAGGAGUACCCACCACUAUCGAGUACCAUAAGUUGAUUCUUGAUAUUGAGGACUUUAGAAAUGGAAAAGUAGACACUGCGUUCAUACCAAAGCAUGAGAAUGAGUUGGUUGCGCCCAAGAAGGUGAUCCUGUCUACAACAGAAAAAGAGCUUUCUGUAUCAAACAACUAAACUUACAAGAAUUUCUAAAAAAGUCGCUGCAGUUUAUUUGCUUUAUAAGAGCUUGGCGCCAGAAUAACCUUGUGAUUACUUGCUUCUUACCAUAUUGGUUUCUUUCAUAUGUAACUUGGAAAUCUUUUUGUUUUGUCUAAAAUGAAAAAAUAGACUUCAGGGAGUUUUUCCAGUCAAAUUUUGAUUUGCCACACAUUCAAGAUAUUAUCUCACAGCUUUCUCUGUAAUUCUAAAACUUGAUUGAUAGAUGUUCAUUUGCUCAAGAGAUUACUCAUUUUGAGGGGCGA